Molecule: messenger RNA, 3581 nt
Organism: Salmo salar (Atlantic salmon)
Lineage: Eukaryota; Metazoa; Chordata; Actinopteri; Salmoniformes; Salmonidae
Source: RefSeq, a predicted model, not a curated record
UCGGUACAGAGAAAGAUAAGGUGAACUGUUCUUUCUACUUUAAAAUUGGUGCCUGCCGCCAUGGUGACCGAUGCUCCAGAUUACAUAAUAAACCAACUUUCAGCCAGACCAUCGUGAUUCAAAACAUCUACCGUAACCCCCAAAACAGUGCGCAGACGGCCGACGGCUCCCACUGUAAGUGCCUCCGGUCCAGUCCUCUCAGCCCACCAGGUCAUUCUAGCUCUCUCCCCCUCCUCAGAUUUUAGGUCUGCGUCUCCACUGGCUUCCUGCAGGGCUUCGGAGGGUCUGUCUCAGCACUGGUAGCAGGGGGUACCACAACACUACCUCAACACUUUAGUAUAUCGCCAUUCCAAUAGAUUUUUUUCAAUAGAUUUUUUAAUCUGUUGCCGUUCAGGAGGUCUAGGUGUAGAAUGACAUGCUCUGAUAGUGACAUUGAAAAGGACUCAAAAAAUGCCUUGAUCCCCACAAUUCACAUCAAGUUAUUAUCCACAGGAAAUCUCCUCAUAGUACCUGUUUUCUAACAGUUAUAGUGCACAGAUGACUGACUGUCUUUUUCAGGCGCUUUCAGACAAGACCGACUGCCCUAGUGCCCAACAUGCAUUUGUGAAUAGCUAGGUUUCCAUCCAAUUGGCGACAUUUUAUGCGAAUAUUCUAAAAUCUGCAUAAACCAAUGUGCGCACUUUCCCCCAUGAGAUAUUUUUCUGUUGCAGAUAAAAGGCUGUGUGUGAUGAGUGAACAUAAAAAUACCCUUUGCUGUUAAAUGGGUUUCCAUUGCAUUCAACUCUACUGACGGUUUUCUCACAAGAGAACGUGCGUUAUAGCCAGUGUGCCCACUCUGGUAUUGGCACGUGCGCUCUAGCAGCGCUAUCUGUGCACUGUUGGCUAGAGCGCGUGUAUAGCCUACAUGAUUACAUUAUUAUUAUUAUUAUUAUUAUUAUUAUGGACAAAAUAGUGAGAUUAUUUUUGUCAAACGGCAGCCAAGCAUCGAUCAUCAUGUCACCAGAAUAAGACCCUAGAUAUUUAUUGAAAAGGAGCAUCAUGCUCAUCACCUUGCACUUCCACCACCCUGUGAAGUUCAUCAUAAUUUAUUUCAUCUGUAGUCUGAUAAACUGCAUGCUUUACCGACGAGUCGUAGUGGGAGGACCACACAACAUGAAAUCACGUGACUCCAAGUUUACUUUGAUGUGAUGGUUAUUAUAUCAAUAUUUGCGCUUAAAAGCGUUUCCACCAACAUUUCUCGCAUUAUUAAUUUUACCAACACAAAAAGAUCACACCUUGUGAAGCGUAUUUUGUUUUGUCGACAUUUGGAAAGUUAAAUGAAAAAUGUUUUUUUUUUUAUCCGACAUGCACUUUACUCGCAUAAAAAGGUUGGAUAAGAACCUGGUUAAAGACAGCAAAAAAAUCUACAUGAGUUACUGUCUAGACACAGAACAGUUUUGGAUUUUAGUUUUUGCUCUUGCAAUACUGCCGCCCCUAUACGUUAGACUGAUUGACGUCAUCAGCCAUAUUGUAAAUGUGUAAAGGGUACCCUGAUGUUGAGCCCCGGCUAGCAGAGCUGAUGCAUUGCCACUCGCUUCCUCUAAGGUAAGUCGUGGGUUUGUGGUCUUGUUGCUGUCAUGUAUAACUGUUCUGUUUCUCAGCUGAGCAACUCAGAAUGACUGGCAAAAAGUAACUUUUUAAAAUGUAUAAAAAGGAAUAGAUGAUAACUAGUAAUAAAAACAUCUUGGCAUCCAAUCACCUAUGAUUCAGCAAGUUCUAGAGGUCAUUUCAAGCCUCAAUGACCUGGUAUGUAAUGUUUGGGUAGGCUACAUUUUCGGUUGUAUUGGAUUUUCCAUAGUCAAAUAUUGUCAUGCUGAGAUUUUCACUUCUUCCAGCUCCAUCUCUUUCAGCGUGGACCAGUCCCAUGGAUCAUCUUAACCUCUUUCAGUCAUCACUUCCUACCCUGUUCUGGGCCUGGUUGGGGCACAAGUACACAGUUUUGAGGGAGGGGGAUGGGAGUAAAUGCACCUAUUUAACUACCAUUUUAGAAAUCUGCCUGAAACUAUCUCAAAAAUGUACAUUUUGUAUUUCAGACCAUUGCCCUCUUGAACAUUUACCGUAACCCUCAAAACACAGCCCAGUCUGCCGAUGGUUUGCGCUGUGCCGUCAGUGAUGUGGAGAUGCAGGAGCACUAUGACGAGUUCUUUGAGGAGGUCUUCACAGAGAUGGAGGAGAAGUAUGGAGAGGUGGAGGAGAUGAACGUGUGCGAUAACCUGGGAGACCAUCUGGUUGGAAACGUAUAUGUGAAGUUCCGUCGUGAAGAAGACGCGGAGAAGGCAGUGAUGGAUCUGAAUAACCGCUGGUUCAACGGUCAGCCCAUCCACGCCGAGCUCUCUCCCGUUACCGACUUCAGAGAAGCCUGCUGCCGCCAGUACGAGAUGGGGGAGUGCACUCGAGGAGGCUUCUGUAACUUCAUGCACCUGAAGCCCAUCUCUAGGGAGCUGAGGAGGGAGCUGUACGGACGCCGCAGGAAGAGGGGAGGGGGGCAUCAUUCUCGCUCCCGUUCCAGGGAACGUCGUUCGCGCUCGAGGGACAGAGGAAGGGGAGGAGGUGGAGGUGGACGCGACCGCGAGAGAAGGCGCUCCAGAGACAGAGAACGCUCUGGAAGAUUCUAAACCGAGCAUCCACCAAACAGCCAUCCUUCCCAUCUCCAUUAUCACUCUCCAUCCAUCCCCAAAUCACUCUAUCCUUGCCUCCAUUGCAGCCUAUCAAUUCACCCUUGGCCCUUUCAUAUAAUUGUGUCCCAAUGACCAAAAUGAAUUGGAAAAUGUUGGACUUGUUUUUUUUUUCCUUAUCAUUUUUAUUCAAGAAAUGGAACACUUUCCUUUUCAAUACAAAAAAAAAACUAUGAUUUGUACAAAUUUCUUCUCACUUUCUUAUAAAAUAGUUACUCUGGAAAACAGAAAGUAAUGUUUUUCUAGUGAACAGCAAUGAGUAACUGUUACUUUUGCCUUGAGUCAUCAUUCUCUAGACUGGGCUUACUGUAAGUGAGGGAAGUUAAAUACUUCCCAUAGACUCCUCCAUGAUUCCCAGUAACUUGACUCCCUCAGCUAAUUUCUCACUCAGAACAUGCUCAGUUGUGAACUGGGUGUUCUCUUGGCUCAAAAAGACAGUUGCCAUAGAUAUGAAGGAUUAUCUCCUAAACCAUAACCAUAUCAUAUUCCUUUUUUCCAGUUUCCCAUGCCAACACUUGCCUGUUUGGAUUAUGUCUAGAAGUACAUAUUGAAUGCGUUGACCUGUAAUUUUGGAUAAAUUGACUUGGCUGGAGAGAGAGGACUCAAGGCCAUGGUGUGGUUGAAGUAACACAUUUAAUACAGAAUUCUUCUGGGUACAUGUAUUUACAUUCAAUAUGAGAAUGACAAGAGUGCAAGCUGUCAUCAAGGCAAAGGGUGUCUACUUUGAAGAAUCUAAAAUAUAUUUUGAUUUGUUUAAUACUCUUUUGGUUACUACAUGAUUCCAUAUGUUAUUUCAAAGUUUUGAUGUCUUCACUAUUAUGCUACAAUGUAGAAAAUAAUAAAAAUAAAGAAAAACCCUUGAAUGAG